UAUGAUAAUGGUAAUGAUAGCUAUGAUAAUGAUGAUACCAAUGGUGAUAAUGAUUGCGAAAAUGAUGAUGAUAAUCAUAGCUAUGAUGAUGAUAAUGAUGGCAAUAAUAAUGAUAAUGAUGCUAAUGGUGAUAAUGGUGAAAAUAAUGAUGAUGACAGCUAUGAUGAUGAUAAUGAUAGCAAUGAUAAUGACAAUGAUACUAAUGGUGAUAAUGAUGGUGAAAAUGAUGAUAAUGAUAGCAAUGAUAAUGAUAAUGAUACCAAUGGUGGUAUUGAUGAUGAAAAAGAUGAUAAUGAUAGCUAUGAUCGUGAUAAUGAUAGUAAUAAUAAUGAUAAUGAUUCCAGUAGUGACAAAGAUGGUGAAAAUAAUAAUGAUAAUGAUAGUUAUGAUGAUGAUAAUGAUAGCAAUAAUAAUUAUGAAAAUGAUACCAAUAAUUAUAGCAUUGACAAUACCAGUGGUGAUAAUGUUGGUGAAAAUGAAAAUGAUGAUAAUAGCAACGAUGAUGAUGAUUAAGGUAGCAAUAAUAAUGAUAAUGAUACAAAUGGUGAAAAAUGA
This is a messenger RNA of Macrobrachium nipponense, 555 nucleotides long. RefSeq lists its product as uncharacterized. The annotation marks the transcript as partial. The transcript is spliced from 2 exons. The record is from RefSeq and is a predicted model, not a curated record. NCBI's taxonomy places the organism in Eukaryota, Metazoa, Arthropoda, Malacostraca, Decapoda, Palaemonidae.